Amborella trichopoda is the source of this 1651-nucleotide messenger RNA. Its product is annotated as Oxidoreductase family protein. NCBI's taxonomy places the organism in Eukaryota, Viridiplantae, Streptophyta, Magnoliopsida, Amborellales, Amborellaceae. Gene Ontology annotation, molecular function: nucleotide binding. The record is from RefSeq and is a predicted model, not a curated record.
AGUCCUAGAGGAUCAAUCUUCCGAAGAUCUCCCUUGACCAGGAUUUCUCUGCAAUUCGAUAAAGAUGCCACGAUUUACCAAACCACCACGCUGCGGCCUCCCUCUCUCUCUAGACGGUGUAACAACCGAUAACUCUUUCUCUCUCUUGAUAAAUCCGCUCCCAACUCUCACAUAUCCCUUCCACCCCGAACCCAUAUCUGUUUCUCUCUCUACAACUCUCAUCAGUGAAUGGCCCUGCAAUCAAAGGCUUGUUCGCCGCAAAUGGCCGAAAACCCAAUUCGUUUUGGCAUCUUGGGUUGCGCCACCAUAGCAAUAAAGCUCUCGAGGGCCAUUAACCGCGCCCCAAAUGCUUGCCUUUGUGCAGUGGCCAGCCGCUCCUUGGAAAAGGCCAGAGCUUUCGCCUCCGAUAAUGGCUUCCCCCCGAAUUCCAGAGCCUAUGGAGCCUAUCAAGAGCUCCUUGAUGACCCGCAUGUCGAUGCGGUCUACAUUCCACUCCCGACGAGCUUCCAUAUUGAGUGGGCGGUAAAGGCGGCCAAGAGGAAGAAGCAUAUUUUGCUCGAGAAACCAGCUGCUCUGAAUGUUGCAGAGCUUGAUGUCAUAUUGGGGGCUUGUGAAGAUAAUGGGAUUCAAUUCAUGGAUGGGACUAUGUGGAUGCAUCACCCUAGGACUGCCAAGAUGAAGGAGCUUCUCGUGGAUUCGCAGAGAUUCGGGGAGUUGAAAUUGGUAGUUAGCACAGCUUUGCUUGGGACCGAUCCAGAAUUCCUUAAGAACGACAUCAGGGUGAAGCCUAACCUCGACGCCCUUGGAUCCCUAGGUGACGUUGGGUGGUAUUGCAUCAGGUCUAUCCUUUGGGCCCACGAUUACAAGCUACCCAAGAGUGCCAGAGCUCUACCAGGGCCAGUCAUUAAUGAAGCUGGGGUGAUUCUCGAAUGUGGGGCUUCACUAUUUUGGGAAGAUGGAAAUAUAGCAGUCUUUCAGUGCUCUUUUAUAGGCAAUACAACCAUGGAUGUAACUGUACAUGGAAGCAAAGGAACUCUGAAGUUAAGGGAUUUCAUCAUUCCUUUCGAGGAGAAGUCUGGGAGCUUUGAAUUUGGUUCUGAGCAUGCAUUUAAUGAGUUUGUGAGUGGCUGGGCUGUGAAGCCCAGCACACAUUCGGUUAUGACUGAUUUGCCUCAAGAAGUUCUCAUGGUGAAGGAAUUCUCGAGGUUGGUAGCAAGUAUUAGGGAUUCUAAAGGAAACCCAGAUAAGAAAUGGCCAGAAAUUACAAGAAAGACGCAGAGGGUUUUGGAUGCAGUGAAGUCUUCUAUAGUAAAGGGUUUCGAGACUGUGGAGCUCUAAGAUGGAAUAUCAGAGAUGAAGUUCUCAUUAAUUUUGGAAUAUAUUUGGGUACGUCUUGUGUCUAUGGAAUGUACAUUUUCCAUGAAUGAAAAAGAAAAAGGAACUGGCAUCCUGUCAUAUAGACUGUGGGGAUGGGCAUCUGGGUUUUUCUAUUGUUUGUUCUGAAAAUUAAGUUCAUUAGUCAUGAAGUUUUGGUUUUGGGCAUAUGGGUUUUUAUUGUCUGUUCAGAAAAUGAACUGUUUUAGUUAUGGAACUCUGAUUUUAGGCAUAUGGUUUUCCAUGUAAUGCAAGUGCUCCAAUUUAGAUCAUAUUU